UUUGUGCAUACGAUUAUUUCUAAGGAAGCAGCUUCUUGAAGGGAAAUGUCGAUUAUUUUUUACCUCUUAUUCCUUUCGACUUUGCCCAUUUUUUCAUCGUCGUGGGAAAACAUUUUUUUUAAUCGCUUUAAGAGAGAUGAUGAUGUUAUGCAGGAUUUGUGUUAUGCAGUGAAAAAAGAACAUUAUGAUGUUAUAAGCCAUUUAGUUUUGGCAGGUGUAGAGAUAGAUGGAGACUGCUCUAUAGGGUCGAAAAAGUAUACUCCAUUGAUUUAUGCCAUUGAAUAUAAGAAAAUGGAAAUAUUUAAAUUUUUUGUUAACUUUAUUUCUGAUGUCAACCAAAAAGAUAAAUUUGAAAAUACUCCGUUGUAUUACAGCUCUUUGUUUAACUGCUUAGAAUGUGUAAAGUUUUUAAUCGAAAAUAAAGGAGCUAAUAUUAACGCACUGAAUUUUAAUAAUUACACUGCUUUGGAUGCUGCUUAUGAUGAAAAUUAUUAUAAAAUUGUUGAUUACCUUACACUGCGUGGUGCGAUUUUUACUGGUAGAUACAGCAAUGGACAGACGACUGAAAAAAAAUAUAUAGAUUCAAGGUUUUUUAUAGAUUCCUCUUCACCACCAUAUAACGGACCACUUGUUCUAAAAAGAAAUAGAACCUCUUAUGGAUAUCGUCGCUUUCGUCGGAAUAAUUACAAUCCCCUCAGAAUAGAUUCUUCCACCGCUUUGGAAUCCUCCGCAAAACAGAAACAAAAGGCGCCGUCGGUAAAACGCAGUAUUAGUGAUGCAAUUUAUAUUUUUCCAGAAGAACACAUUCAACAGAAGAAACUGCAGCUAGAUCAAAAGCAUUCAAACAUAUUAAGAUUUCUAGGAUCAAAUAAUCCAGACAAAAAUGGUCCUUUGUUGCUACUAAACAUUUUGUUCAAUAAAUUCAUACUUAAAACAAAAUCACCCAUAAUACGCCAAGACGCAUCGGAAAUGGAAAUAAAAGCCAAUGCUUUGCUUAUCACAGAUACUAUCAAAAGAAUUAUGGAGUCCUUACGCGAACCUCUGGAAUUAAAAGAUGUUGAUUUUUCUGAAGUACAUUCGAAAAUUUUGAAAGAACUUGCGUCUGGAAAAGAGCACAAAAUUCCAGAAAUUCUGUCAGAACUUCUACACACUAAGUCUCAUGCAAUAAUCCUUUGAAAUUGGAAGAAGGAAUUAAAUUUGCCUUAGAAGCCUGUCAAUAAUGUUUCAAGACUGCCGAAAGAAGAUAAAUGUAUUCAUUUUGUAACAGAAGAAUAUAUACUAUUAAAAGUUUAUUACUAUUCUA
Molecule: messenger RNA, 1303 nt
Organism: Parasteatoda tepidariorum (common house spider)
Lineage: Eukaryota; Metazoa; Arthropoda; Arachnida; Araneae; Theridiidae
Product: alpha-latrotoxin-Lg1a
Molecular function (GO): protein binding
Source: RefSeq, a predicted model, not a curated record